UAUAUGAAAUUCCAAUUGCAAGAAGAAUGUAAAGUGCUUUUCCUCCGAACUAGAAAUAAUAGUACAGCAUUGUAUGAAGAAAUAAUUGUUAGAGUUUGCAAUAUUGCAAAAACUGAUCGAAGGUUAGGAUCUUUAACUAGAGAUAUUGGUGGAUGGUAUAAUAUGUAUCACUACAAAUUUCAUGUAGCAGCAGUAAAGUUAGUGAAUGAAUUUAGAUCAAUUAAUGAAAGCACAGAAGAACCUUAUGAUGAAUUAGAUGAAUUUAUUUCUGAUGAAGUAUGGAAACAAUUACUGCAAAUGCACCUAAAGGCGACGAAUCAAACAAAAUUGAAAAAAAAUCCUGAAAUUCUUAUGAAGCUUAGAAUUUUU
This is a messenger RNA of Cetraspora pellucida, 369 nucleotides long. The record is from the annotation of a GenBank genome assembly. Lineage: Eukaryota; Fungi; Glomeromycota; Glomeromycetes; Diversisporales; Gigasporaceae.